UUGCUGGUAGUGGUGGAGGUAGGGUUGUAAUCCUGCGAGGCCCUCGGACACGUUUCUUUAUUUUUUUUUUUACGUAUGUUUUAAUUCGGCGCUGACUACUCUGCGUCUAGACUGAAGCUAUUUUGGUCUAGUAGCGACAGAGGAGCGGCAGACUCCGCGGAACAACUUCAGAUUUUCUUGAAAUUGUAGGCGAAUUCGGGCCGGGGGGAGGACUGGUAAUCCUGAGGGGGGAAGAAAGACGGCGGUGGGAAAUGGCCACUCAGGUGGAGGCUCUCCUGCCUGGCAACCCGCUUGCAAAGGCGGAGGAACACGGUAAAGUGAUCUGCGGUGAGCCGGAGGAUGAGGGAGGCGACGGGGCCAAGAGGCCGACGGGUGUCGCCGAACAGGGGAGCAGCAGCACCAGCAGCAGCAGCAGCGGCAGCAGCAGCCCAGGGCAGGGAGGGACCCCCGAUACGGAGGAGCAAACCUCCAAAGAGGCGACAGAGGAGAGCAAAGGGGGUUGUGAAAGCGAAGAUAAGCAGAACGAGGAAGGUGUUAAAGGCAGAAAGGAGUUUACUGAAGCUCCCCCGCCCAAGGUGAACCCGUGGACUAGGAAAAUGAGUGCGGUGACCGUGGUCAGCGUGAAUGGACAAGCACACCACGAGUCUACCGGCCCCGCCAAGGUGGUGAGAGCAGGGAACCCACCCAAAGCCAGACGUGGAGGAAAGGUUGGAGAUUUUGCCGACGCCAACAGCUGGCCAACUCCUGGGGAGAUCGCAACUAAAGACAUGCAGAUCGAGGCAGUGACACGGACCGUGUCCUGCCCGCCGACUGUCAGGCAGGUCAGAGACUCAUGGAGAUCCACUGCUCCUAAGAAGACGACCGUCAAGAAGGAGUCAAAGGAGUCGAAGGAGAAGAGGGAGAGCAACGAGGAGAGCAAGGAGAACCUGAAGGCCAAGUCGGACGACUCCGGAGAGGAGAAGAAUGGCGACGACGACUCCCAGAAGAACGGACCGAAGAAAAAAGGAAAUAAGCAGAAGUGGGUUCCCCUGAUGAUCGAAGUGAAGUCCGAGGGUCCCAGGGAGCGCUCGGCCUCCAGGAACAACAGCAGACAGAACGAAAACCCCCGUCUGCCCCCCAACGCCAGGAAUGAUCUCAGAGACUGGCACAGUCAAAAGUACGAGCGGGAGUGGCGUGACGACCACGACGAGGUGUCCAGUGUGAAGAGUGAGGGAGCGCCGUUCCGCGGAGGGUUCAGAGGUCGCGGACGGGGAAGAGGAAGAGGUCGGGGGCGGGGCAGAGGCGGGAGAGGCCACUAUGACUACCACUACAGCUACAAGUCAUACGAUACGAAAGACGGACCCUACGCCCAGAAGUUUGGCAACACGGUGACCUACUACUACGACAACAUGAGCAGCAACGACCUUUACUCAGUCGACCAGGACCUGCUGAAGGACUACAUCAAGAGGCAGAUUGAGUACUACUUCAGCCUGGACAACCUGGAGCGUGACUUCUUCCUGCGGAGGAAGAUGGACCAGGAGGGCUUCCUGCCCAUCGGACUCGUCGCCAGUUUCCACAGAGUGCAGGCCCUCACUACCGACGUCAACAUCAUCAUGGAAGCUUUGAAGGACAGUAAGGAAGUGGAAGUGAUCGACAUGAAGAUCCGUCGGAAGGUGGACCCAGAGAAGUGGCCUCUGCCGGGCCUUGCCAUGCUAAACCAAACCCAUACCGAUUUCUCCCAGCUCAUCAACUGCCCCGAGUUUGUCCCAAGGCAGAUGACCGAGGAGCCCAGAGGUUCUCCCAGGGCCUCCACACCGGUUAAGCAACAUGGCAAGACUGAUCUAGACACCUCUAACCUCAAGACCAUGCCCAAGGGCCUCUCCGCCAGCCUCCCCGACCUGGACUCUGAGUGCUGGAUCGAGGUCAAGAAGAGGCCCAGACCCUCCCCGGCCAGACCCAAGCUCAGCGCAGAGAAGGCCCCGUCGUUGCAGAAGGAAAAGGACGACUCGAGUCGCUCCCCGGUGCCUCAGUCUGGCUCCUCGCCCUCGCCUGCCACCACAGGAAAUAAGGACGGAGCGGAGCCGGACGAACCGGAGGAGCUGGACUUCAUGUUCGACGAGGAGAUGGAGCAGAUGGACGGACGGCGCAACACCUUCACCGACUGGUCGGACGAGGAGACGGACGGCGAGAUCGACGACCACGACGUCAACAAGAUCUUGAUCGUGACGCAGACGCCACCCUACCUGAGGAAGCACCCGGGGGGCGACCGCACGGGACACCACACAUCGCGUGCCAAGCUGUCCAGCGAGCUGGUCAAAGUGAUCAACGACGGGCUCUUCUACUACGAGCAGGACCUGUGGGACGACACGUACGAGCCCGAGUACGCCACCAUCAAGCAAGAGGUGGAGAACUUCAAGAAGGUCCACCUGAUCAGCCGCGAAGAAUUUGACUGCCUGACCCCUGAACCCCCUGUCGACCCCAAACAGGAAGUCCCUCCAGGCCCACCACGACACAAGCAGAUCCCCACAGACGCUUUGGCAAACAAACUCUUCGGUGCCCCCGAGCCCUCCUCAAUAGCUCGCUCACUCCCGACUACCGUGCCUGACUCGCCCAACUACCGCAGUGCCCGGACGCCCCGCACGCCUCGCACACCUCACCGGAAGGACCAGACUAUGACGCCGCGCUUCUACCCAGUGGUGAAGGAAAGUCGACCCGUGGAUGCCAAGACGCCCAGGAAGAGGAAGACCCGACACAGCUCCAACCCACCCAUGGAGUGUCACGUCGGCUGGGUAAUGGACUCCAGAGAGCAUCGCUCCCGUACUGCCUCCGUCAGCUCUAAUGCCAGUCCAUCGGAGGGCAUCCCUGCCCUGGGUAACAUUGGCUGCACACCUCAGUCCCUCCCUAAGUUCCAGCACCCAUCACACGAGUUGCUCAAGGAGAACGGCUUCACGCAACACGUUUACCACAAGUACCGUCGGCGCUGCCUAAAUGAGCGAAAGCGACUGGGAAUCGGCCAAUCACAGGAGAUGAACACACUCUUCCGCUUUUGGUCAUUUUUCCUGCGGGAUCACUUCAACAGGAAGAUGUACGAGGAGUUCAGACAGCUGGUGGUCGAGGACGGGAAAGAAGGAUAUAGGUACGGUUUGGAGUGCCUGUUCAGGUACUACAGCUACGGACUAGAGAGGAAGUUCAGGCCAGACAUCUUUAAAGACUUCCAGGAGGAGACCACAAAAGACUACGAGGCUGGCCAGCUUUACGGACUGGAGAAGUUCUGGGCCUUCCUUAAAUACUCCAAAGCCAAGACCUUGGAGAUCGACCCCAAGCUGCAGGAGUACCUGCGCAAGUUUAAGCGCCUGGAAGAUUUCAGAAUUGACCCGCCUAUGGAGGAAGGACGUCGCAGAAGGCACUCGUCCAGCGGGGACGGUCGCCGCCGGCACCCCUCUCAGCCCUCCAGCCGGCCCCACAGCCAGGCCAGCUCCGGCCCCAGCCUCGCCCAGGGCCCUGCCGCCAAGGAUGAUGCCAAACCCACCAGCCAGAAAGCCCCAGCCGCUGACCCCGCACCAGAUGCCAAGACACUGAAGUAACCCCACAAACACGCCGGCCCACAUGGAUCAACUCAACCAAGUCUGCAAGUCGCUGGUUCUGUCUGCGCCACAGGAGGGGGGAGGGGGCAACCAGUUCUUCAUUCAAGCAUGAGAAUAGUUUUUUUUUUUUUUUUUUUUUUUUUACUACAAUGACUUUUGACUGAGAAACAAGGAAGACAAAUAAUUAAUAUGGCUUGCUUUAUUAAUUAGUUCUGAGUUUUCAAGAAAAAAAAAUACCUUUUCUGUCUUGAUGAGGCAAGGAAUGGAUGGGGUGUCAAACACUUUUUUCCUAUUUUACAAAUCAUUGCCAGUCCACACGGUGGAUGGUUCAGUGUUGAUUUAUUACCCUGGAAAUUGUUCUUUUAUUUUUUAAAUUUUCAUCUUGACCCCCCCUCUCACUUGGGCCCCUCCUUGAUCGCCACUGUCCUGCUGGCUGAAAGAUAUUAGAUUCCUCCCCUAGAUCUCAGAUUUAUUAUUAUAAUUUCUUCGGCAUGUGGUGAGAUUGGAGACUUGGAAAUAGUUUGAACAAGACUGAGCAUCUGAAAGCCCCGCUAGCGACCACGCUGCAGGCCGUGCUGCUUCUGACAUCCAAUCGGACCAAAGUGGUUUCAACCAAGCGACUGACAUUUCCAUCCGCAGAGCCCCCAGUGCUCAAAAAUUCAAGAUAUUUGAUUUACUUCAUGGCUUGACAUUGAGGGGAAAAUAUUAAAGAACCAAAUGAUAAAAAGAGAGGAAGAAAAAAAAGACUUGUACCAAUCCCUCAGUAUGGACUUGAUCAUUGAAAGUUGCCUUAUUUUAAUGGUUUUACUGCUUCUAACUUGUGCCCGCCACCUUUUUGUCGAUUGUACAGCAUUGGAAUUACCCAUAUAUCCGGUCACCGUUUCCGGCAGAGGCCACUAGGUGGUGCUGUGCUGCCAAACUGUUUCACCACCCGCCCCUCACUCCCCUUCGCCACCUUUUCUGAACGGUCUUCCAAGUGUCAUUCAGUCUGUUACAAGUCCUGUAAUUCUUCCUUGUGUUUGCAAGUUGUGGCUUUUUGUGCUGAAACAAACCUGGUGGAAGUUUGUCGCGCGCGCCCCCCCCCCGCCCCUCCCCCCCUGUGCUUGGGUGCUUCCUGACUUUCUGCCGCCCCCUGCGCCUCCCAGUCAGAUGAGCUGCAUCCAUCCGUUCAUCCAUCCGUUUGACAUCCAUCCAUCAGUCGACCAUCAGUGACGAUACAGGACUGGAAUCAUCAAUCUGGAAUACUUGAAGAAGCGAUGGUUAUGAGGAGGGCUGUCGCGUCCUGUCGCAGGUGCUCUGGGUGGAGACGCGUAUGAGCCUCCAGACAUUUUGGCCUCCGACUUCACUGUUUAAACUGAAGCUCGAUCGGCCUGAUUGGGCCUCGGGCGCUCGCCACCUCUUCUUGUUCCACACUCGGAUACACACAUCAGUUACAGGUAUGAACACUGACAGGUGUAGUCACACACAGGUACAGAUGUAGCAGUGUGAGCAAGUUGAAUGCAAAACACACAGCUUGAUGUCUUGCCUCGCUGUGGACAAAAAUUCAAGACUGGACUCUGGUCUGUUCUGUUGUCACACUUCCUACAGUCAACUGUUUGGAUAAUUAAGAUCUUUAUCCAACUUGAGUACUGAUGAUAUCAAAUAGAAGAGUGAUUCUUUCUUCCUCCACUAAUGUAAAUGUGAAUUUGACAGAUGAAGAGAAAUGAUUACAGCUCCCUGCUACUUGUUUUAUUGUUUAUAGAACAGAUUAUAUAUUUGCCUUACUUACGUACGUACUCUUUAACUUUUUUUUUUGUAAUGGUUUCAUGAAUUAUCUUUUAAUGCUUUUUAAUUUCCAUUUGCAGUGUUUCUAGCGUUGUUGUUAUGAUGGAGGUGGGGUUUGUGUCAGGCUGUUUAAACCAUCUGUGGAUUUCAGAAACGGGAACAUAAUUUACAACACAAAAGGGAAAGUUGACAUCAGGGCGUCAACGAGUAUUAAGUGCAAAAACUAAAUCUGUAAGCUUAUAGUGUUUCACGUUGAAAUCAGUUAAUUUGCUCUUUUUUUUCCUUUUAGUAAAGAUACUUUUGCUGAGAUGACGGAGCAGAAUUUCUACAACUAAUUAUUCAAUUUUUAGCCUCCUGGUUUUCAACAAACCUGUCUGCAAGGUCUACAAACGCAUAUAGAUGUUUGAUUUUGGGGUUCAAAUUGAAGGAGUUAACAAAAUUCUGAAAAAAAGUCUUAAUGCACAUAUGGAUAACUUUUAUUUUGAUAUUGAGCAAUAUCCAGAUGCUUGGUGAAAUGACCCACUUUCCGUUGACAUACUGCAAUGUUUGUUGCAAAGAGUGAUGAACUAUUUCCUGUCAAACAGUUCAGUCACAUGAGUAAUUAAGAUCAAACUGUAUCAGACAUCUUUUUCUUUUUUCUUUUUCUUUUUUUUUUUUUGAAGUCUUGGUCCUUUUGCGUAAUAAUCAUUCCGCCUGUUGGCUGAUGUUCCAGCAGAGUGGAGGUCCUGUCUGUCAGUUUCUUCCUCUAAAUCCACAUAUGUUGGAAACAUGACAUUGCAAAGCUAUACUUUUUUUUUUUUUUCCUUUAGUAUUUUGUUGCUUUAUCUUCAGGGAGAUUUGGAUCAGUUUCAGAGGCUUACAGUUGAUGCAUCAAAGUGUUUACUGGAGGUUUAAUAUUCACCAAACAUGAAACUUGUUUUCCAAAAACCAGCGAAGCCUUUGAAUUGGUGAGUUGGUGUGUGGCUGUAGACAUGGCAGACUGCCACUGGGGGCGGAGGGGGGUGGUGGGGGCCUUCUUCCUUGGACAGUACCAUGAUCUCGCCCUCUAAUGUGACCAUCACCUGCCAUCACCUGUCACCGGACAUUUGGGGUUUCAGGUGUUUUUGGGGAGUUUCCAGCCUUCUCUAUCAGCGUAGAACUGCUGCUAGCUGUCCAGACAAACUCUAGGGGGAGCUGCACCCUCUGCUCGUCAGUUUUACCCGGAUUAGGCCAGCGGGCCGGACACCGGAGAGAUGACAGAUGAGUGAUGGACGUGGGAAGGGAGGAGAAAGGAAAGAGAGAGAGAGCCCAACUGGGGUUUAUGAUGUCGCUCAGAGGUAUAUGGCUGGUUAUGAUAUCUGGAGAUGGUGAAAAAAAGGACAAAAUUCCAUAAAGCCAUAUGAAUAAGAAAUAACUGUAUAUGAACCAUUAAAAUAGUUCAUUGCAUUACUAUAUCCUAGGCUUGUCAAGAGGAAAAAAAGAUGAAAACAAGGAAAAAGGAACAAAAAAAAUAUAUAAAAUGGAAAAAUGUAAAAUACUUGAAUGAGAUCUUGUAUUAUAACAUUUAAUAUUCAUAAUAUCUGCUUUGUAGGCUGAUGUGAUUCGCUGUUAGUGUUAUUUGUAAUUUGUAGUAAUUAUGCUUUUCCUUAAUAAAGAAAAAAAAAACACAAAACGGACAAAAAAACCUCAA
Molecule: messenger RNA, 6996 nt
Organism: Perca fluviatilis (European perch)
Lineage: Eukaryota; Metazoa; Chordata; Actinopteri; Perciformes; Percidae
Gene: larp1
Product: La ribonucleoprotein 1, translational regulator
Exons: 21
Coding region: 252-3563 (1103 amino acids)
Biological process (GO): mRNA stabilization; positive regulation of translation
Cellular component (GO): cytosol; cytoplasmic stress granule
Molecular function (GO): RNA cap binding
Source: RefSeq, a predicted model, not a curated record